Molecule: messenger RNA, 1737 nt
Organism: Drosophila miranda
Lineage: Eukaryota; Metazoa; Arthropoda; Insecta; Diptera; Drosophilidae
Product: probable cytochrome P450 12a5, mitochondrial
Exons: 6
Coding region: 1-1737 (578 amino acids)
Molecular function (GO): oxidoreductase activity, acting on paired donors, with incorporation or reduction of molecular oxygen; heme binding; monooxygenase activity
Source: RefSeq, a predicted model, not a curated record
AUGAAAGUUCUACCCGAGAAGGACUCCGAAUUCACUGAGGCAUCGAUGAAGAACGUUCCCUAUCUACGUGCCUGCAUCAAAGACUGGUACCUGUGUGUCGAUGGUUCCCUGAGCUUGCUAUCAAGCGAGGAGCACUUCCCCAAGGCUGCUGAGUUCCUGCCAGAGCGUUGGAUUCGUAACGCCACAGACUCCAACGGGCAAUGCCCGGCAAAUGACUUGAAGCUGAAGAAUCCGUUUGUGUUCUUGCCCUUCGAUUUGGACCCGGAUGUGCGUUGGAAAGCGCAUCGUGACAUGGAGCUCGAGCUGGGCAUCGCUCGACUCAUUCGGAACUUUAGCAUCGAGUUCAAUCAUCCCACGGAGAACGCUUUCCGCUCCUCCCUGAUCAAUUUGCCCAACAGUAUGAUGGGAGGUACGUCAUACCUGAUGACUCACAAUCCCAAGGACUUCGAGGUCGUGUUCCGGAACGAAGGAGUGUGGCCGCAUCGGCCUGGCAGCGAUACUCUUCGCUAUCAUCGGAAGACUCAUAGAAAGGAUUUCUUCCAGGGAGUGGAGGGAACUUUACCCACACAAGGAAAAACCUGGAGCGACUUUCGAUCGGCUGUAAAUCCUAUCCUAAUGCAGCCGAAGAACGUGCGGCUUUACUAUAAGAAGAUGUCCCAAGUGAACCAGGAGUUUGUGCAACGUAUUAAAGCACUCCGUGAUAUCGAUACCCAGGAAGCUCCAGAUGAUUUCUUAAGCGUUAUAAAUCGGUGGACUCUCGAGUCAGUCUCUGUGGUGGCUCUGGACAAGCAGUUGGGACUGCUCAAAGAGUCGGGCGAUAACGACCAGGCUGUGUUACUUUUCAAGUACCUGGACGAUUUUUUUGAAUUAACAGCCGAUCUGGAGAUGAAGCCCUCCAUCUGGCGUUACGUUAAAACACCCAAGCUAAUAAAGCUAAUGAAGUCCCUAGAUGGCGUUCAAGAAAUAACUUCAGCGUAUGUAGACGAAGCUAUAGAGCGUCUAGAGAAAGAGGCCAAGGAGGGUGUUGUCCGCCCUGAGAGCGAGCAGAGUGUACUGGAAAAGCUGCUCAAGAUCGACAAAAAGGUGGCGACGGUUAUGGCCAUGGACAUGCUAAUGGCCGGAGUGGAUACCACCUCAAGUACCUUUACAGCGGCCUUGCUGUGCCUUGCCAAGAAUCCGGAGAAGCAGGCCGUACUCCGAGAAGAGGUGAUGAAGGUUCUACCCGAGAAGGACUCCGAAUUCACUGAGGCAUCGAUGAAGAACGUUCCCUAUCUACGUGCCUGCAUCAAAGAGUCACAACGGAUCUAUCCUUUGGUCAUCGGCAAUGGCCGAUUUCUCAAUCGGGACAGCGUUUUGAGCGGAUACCAAGUGCCAGCUGGUACCUGUUUGUCGAUGGUUCCCCUGAGCUUGCUAUCAAGCGAGGAGCACUUCCCCAAGGCUGCUGAGUUCCUGCCAGAACGUUGGAUUCGUAACGCCACAGACUCCAACGGGCAAUGCCCGGAAAAUGACUUGAAGCUGAAGAAUCCGUUUGUGUUCUUGCCCUUCGGAUUUGGACCCCGGAUGUGCGUUGGAAAGCGCAUCGUGGACAUGGAGCUCGAGCUGGGCAUCGCUCGACUCAUUCGGAACUUUAGCAUCGAGUUCAAUCAUCCCACGGAGAACGCUUUCCGCUCCUCCCUGAUCAAUUUGCCCAACAGCCCAAAACUUUCGGCAGUCUACCGACCAUUCCAUGCCCAAUAA